This is a messenger RNA of Morchella importuna, 393 nucleotides long. RefSeq lists its product as uncharacterized. The record is from RefSeq and is a predicted model, not a curated record. Bases 1 to 393 code for a protein of 130 amino acids. The transcript is spliced from 2 exons. Lineage: Eukaryota; Fungi; Ascomycota; Pezizomycetes; Pezizales; Morchellaceae.
AUGACCGAUACCGAAAAACCCACAGCUAAGAAUACCAAAAACGAAGGCCAGUUCUGGCUUGCAGUCUUUGAGUGUUGCGAAUCGCCCCCCAAGAUCGACUUUGACAAAUUGGCCGAGAAAUGCAACUACAAGAAUGCCACCACCGCCAGAGUCAUGUUCAAUGGCAAGCGUAAAGCACUCCGUGAUGCUGAGCUGGCUCUCAACGGUGGUACCGGUGCUGCAGCUCCACCUGUAAGCCCAAAGAGGGCCGUAAGCCGAAGCCGAAAGCGGACGGCGAGGAUGGGAGGACGGCGGCGAACCGGUAAAGAAGAGGGGCAGAGGCAGACCGAAGAAGGUGGUGGCAGCACAGGAGGAGGAGGAGGAGCAGAUUACUACUGCGGAGGAGGAUGCUAG